AUGAAUGGAAAUGAGGACACCAACUUUCCGGCCAGCGAGCUGAAUACCCACGGGCCCACUGUGCAUGGCUGGAGAAGUGCUUUGGACAACGGACUCACUACGCAUGAUAUUAUCCUCCGAUUCCAGCAACCGGCCAAGAUCUAUCGUAUCCAACUUUUAGCCCACCAGUAUCUGAUUCCUGAGAAAGUGGAGCUCUGGCUGCACUAUUCUCCCAAAUCUUUGCCCAGCACUCCGUCGUCCCAAUACUUUGACUUUCUGGGAUUUGUCGCUCUAGCGGAUAACGCCAACACAAACUACAAAUCGCGAGAGCUGCAGAGCGUCACAGUGAGUCCCCGACGAGGAACGCACCUUAAAUUGCGACUGAUCGGAGUCCAGGGCAACGAGUACAACGCUGCGGGUCAGAUUUCUCUGAUGGCGGUUAAUGUGCUGGGCGAAGAUUUGGAGUUGGGCCCAAAUAGUGCAAAUGGAAAUGGAGAGGACAACUUGGGCAACGAGGUGCCACCGCUGGACACGGCCACCGGAGAGCUGGCUUUGGCGUCCAUUUGCGAUGACCUUCUCUUCUCGAUGUACGUGGAGGACUCUGUGGUACAAUGCAUCCGGGAACUGGAGCAACGAAAGGCCCUGGCUGUGAGUGCUGAGCGUUUCGAGUACGCCCGAAAAUUGAAGUUGUGCAUGACAGCUCUGAGGACUGCGGGAGAACGACUGGGCCGAUAUGCACUGGCCAAGCGGCAAGCUGUGCAACAGGAGGACUUCACAACGGCCAAGCUUCGAAAGGAGCAGAUCGAGAUGUACCGAACAGCGGUACUGCGACAGCUCCAAGUCCAGCAGUUGCUGGAGACGCAGGGCGUACUCAGCUCCAACGACAAAAGCUGCGAAAUUUACGCGGGUGGGAAGCCCAGUCUGCCGGCGGCUCCCAGCCUGCAGGACGUUGCGCAGGCCUUAGCCGAGGCCACUUUCAGUCCCAAGAGUAUGGCGAGCCUUAGUUUGGAUGAAAAAUCCUCCACAGACGGUUCCCAGGGACAAGCGAGUAACGACAACGUUGUGGUAGCACCCGUCCCGGUCAUGUUGCAGGCAGCGCCCAGUCCUGCCCUGGGCGGUUGGCGAAAAUCUCAUGAUGAACUACCACAAUCGCCACGCCUACCCUCGCGCCACAGCUCACCAAUGUCUAGCCGACAAGGGUCCCUCCGCAGGCGCAACAAAAGUGUUCCGCGCAACUCAUACGAGGACUACGAGGAGCGGGCCAUUCCCACGUUGAGGCAGGAAUGUCAGGGAAAUGCACUGCUGGAGGCCGAUCCAAACCGGGGACGUUCGCGUUUAAACGACCGCGAGCGUCGCCAGGCAGCCUUACCCAUUCUGGUCUUUGGCAGUGAGUUGGUGGAGCAGUUCUAUUCGCGACAAUUUCAGGAUCGAGAGGAUGGCUUAAUGCGCCUGCGGAAUUUUCUCAAGGAUCAGGAGCUGAUGGAGGCCUCGGGUAACGAACAGGUCGCCAGCCCUAAUAAAGUGGCACGAAGCGCAGCCUUGCUUCUUCACAGGGCUGUGCGAGAUGCAGUCUACUCGGUAUUUGGUCAAGCUACAGAGACGGUGCGGGUUUUGUUCCUGGAAUAUGUGCCCGGGCGGGUUUCACCUAGUGAAGUCGCCCGCUGCGUUGAUCGGCUUCUGCCUGAAUUGCUAGCAAAAUCCGGUGAUCCAUCUGCUCGUCUUCACACACUGGCUCAGCACACUAUUCUUAGCAUUGCCGCCUGCCCUGAGGUGACGGAGCAGCACUUGGUCGCACCGGCUCUAUCGCGAAGCGUUGGUUCAGGCACCCACCAGCGGCUGGCCAUGAGUCGCCUACAAAUGCUGGAGCAGCUGGUUCAUACUCAAGGCAUCAGCACGGACAAGCACAGUGGACUGACUUGUCGAGCUUUAUCCGAGUGCGGUUGCUCCGGCAUCCAUCAUCCGGCAGAGCCCGUUCGCAAAGUGGCGGAGCGUAUCCUUCUGCUAGUUUAUAAGGUAAAUCCACGUCUCGUACGCAAGCAGCUACCACCCGACGACGACAUCACAAGGCGCAACCUUCUUUAUCGUCAGUUGUUUACGGAGUUUGACAAGCUAGACCUAGACCGGAAACAGGAACUACUCGAGGCGGCUACGUCCCCGACUGACAAAGCCUCCACCAGUUCGGAUGCGUCGCGACUGCUGCAAAGUCAUGGCGGACAUGGGACAAGUCCUGGCCAUUUGAAUAGCUCCAACAACGGGUACGCCAGCUGCAACGGAAAGCAGCGAUACAAUGAGCAACUAAAGCGUUCCAUGUUAUCUGCCUCGAGUUCCCGCAAGGGCUCCGCCACUAACUCGGAAUCCACCGAGGAAAAUGUGCCCAAAAUACGAUGUCCUUUUUGUGAAUGGUCGUGUGCUGGAAGCGAUACUAGCCAGUUGGAUAGACACUAUUGGAAAUCGUGUCCCUUCCUCACAAAGUGCCCUCAAUGCAGCCAAGUGCUGGAGAUAGCAGCACUCAACUACCACCUGACUACUGAAUGUGAUGCCAAGGAUAGCUAUGUGGUUUGCGCCCGCUGCACUGAAUCAGUUCAUAGGCAGCUCUACGAGCUUCAUCAAAUGGAAGACUAUUGUCGCGAAUUAAAAACGGGAGCUGCUCGUUGUCCACUAUGCCACGAUGAUGUGCACCUUCCCCAGGAUGGUGGCUGGAAGUUACACCUACUAAGCGCCGGGGGCUGUCCUGGGAACUCUCGCAAAAAGAAUCUGAAGAAAUAAGCUUAUAAGAGGCCUAACAUAAACUGAUCUAUUUGCAAGCGUAGCGAAUUUAUUAGAGCAACUAUACUAGUCAAGAAGCCACUGCAGUCACAAUAGAAAUAAGCGUUAUUAAACUACAUUUAUUUUUACACUAUACACUCAAUUUAGACACAUUUUGUUACGCCAAUUAGUUAACUAAAGGUUUAUUUUAAUGAAUUCCA
Molecule: messenger RNA, 2945 nt
Organism: Drosophila bipectinata
Lineage: Eukaryota; Metazoa; Arthropoda; Insecta; Diptera; Drosophilidae
Source: RefSeq, a predicted model, not a curated record